Paramuricea clavata is the source of this 6033-nucleotide messenger RNA. Lineage: Eukaryota; Metazoa; Cnidaria; Anthozoa; Malacalcyonacea; Plexauridae. The record is from the annotation of a GenBank genome assembly.
AUGAAGCCGUUAAUAACGAACAAGAAUACUCUUUUUGCCCUUGGUAUUAUAUGUUUUUCGCAUCUUUUCACGACAAGUUCAUCGCUUGCGAAGAAGGAGAUUCUUAUACUUGGAGGAAAUGGUUUUAUCGGCAGUGCGACCACAGUUGCGUUACUUGAUCACGGGUAUAACAUCACGCUGUUGAACAGAGGGAAUGCCUACUACGAUUCGGACACAAGAAUAAAACCACACGUCUCCAGGCAUAUCUUAUGCGACCGAGAAAAAUCUCUGCUGCUCGAAUGCAAGGAAUUGCUAGAAGAUAGAACGUACUACGAUAUCGUGAUUGACUUCACUUCGUACUCUCCGAAGCAAGUCAACCAGGUUUUGGAAGCGCUAUUGGGACGAGUUGGUUUCUACAUAUUUAUCAGUAGCGAGGCGGUGUAUGAAGUUAGCACAAAGAAUCACACGCAGUCUAGCAAAGAAGAUGAAGCAAUUCGACCAAUUAGCCCGAAACAACGGCGGGAACUGCAGAAAGAACUCCCUUACGGAGACAAGAAAUUAGCAUGCGAGGAAACGCUCGCAAAACAACAGAAGGACGGAGGAGUUUCAUAUUUGAUUCUGCGUCUACCGGUUGCGAUUGGUCCUCGAGACACUACGUACAGGUGAGCUAACAGUAUGUUAAUGCAUCGCCGCGUUAUGUACACAACUUUAUAUUGCUCUGAAGAUGUUGCAAUUAAGAAGCAACGAAACGUAAAGGUUAUUUACACUAUCAAAGUUUCUGUAAUCACAAUAGGAAUUCUGCAUAGGUAAAUUCUACGUUUUGAAGGAUUUGUAAGAAACGUUUGAGGAAACUGUUAAUUAACUGUUUAACACUGAGUCAGUUCCCGCGCAUUCAUUUCUUACAAAUCCUUCAAAACGUAGAAUUGAACUAUGUAAAUUCCUACUGUGAUCACAGAAUCUUUGAUAGUGUACAUAAGCCUUAAACUUAAAUAAAAGUUUUCGUACAAACUCAAUUGUUUAUGGCUCGUCAUAAUAGUUGUCUGCAUGUGCUAUAAUAUUAUUUUUCCUCCCGGGAUAUCGAUUGCUACAAUAUGUAUACACACUGACGUUUUGAUAUUAAAUAUCGUACAACCUGUUUAAAUGCUGAUUACGUGGUCAAUUAAGAAUCAGUGAUGAAGAACACAUACGCGUUUUUAAUAUAAGUUGCCGUGAAACUCAUUAAUAAUUCAUGGAAAUACAAAAGGUAUCAUGAGCAUGAAGGAGUUUGUAUAUUUGAUACAAAAUCAUGCUGAUUUACAUAAACUUUAAGUGUAAUAACUAAUGGCGCAUUAGUUAUUCACCGGAAAAUUUAGGAAAAAGGAGAGGAUACUGAUAAUAAAUUCUUAUCUAGACAAUAUUUGUCCUUUCCCACUAGUGACUAGAAACAUAAAUGAAGAGUUAAACAUGUCCACAACACUUGAUUUAUUAAUGGUGGGGCAAUCCAUGCAAUAUGGUCGCCAACGGCUUCACUUAUGCACAGCAGAUGCUUCAUCCAGUCUUAUUUCAGAUCAGUGCUCAUUAUAUUGUGUACAAUAUAAUUCAUGUACUAUAUGCUAUAUUUCACAAGUCACAUGGGGGAAGAUAUUUGCUUUAUUGUCUAACUGAAUUAGAACUUAAACAGCAAACGAUUAGACUGGUCAUGAAUUUGACUGAUUUAUAAAUCUCAUCUCAUUAAAAUAUUCCGGCUUCAAAAUCGGGUUACUGAAUUUAAUAUGACAAUAGGAUGCUUUAUGCAGUCUUAUUUCAGAUCAGUGUUUCUCACCAAAUAUCAUUCAUAAAUUGCCGAAGAAUACGAAUGUUUUCAUCAAGACGUUUCUGAUGCAACUCUGGCCGCUCAUACAUGCAUCGGUUGUAAAUAGUACUUAAUUCCGCUUUUCAUUUGACUUUAUUUGUUAUGCUAAUUGUUUUAUAUAUAUAUAUAUAUAUAUAUAUAUAUAUAUAUAUAUAUAUAUAUAUAUAUAUAUAUAUAUAUAUAUAUUUCAUAUUUUUAUGUCUUUGUUUGACAUUCGACAAAGCAGCAACACUCGCUAAGCACGAGGCGCGCAUAAGUCUAUACAAUGAACUAUAGAGUGCUCAAGAACGUGGUACCCCGAACGAGCAUAAUAUAUGAUUUCGAUAUUUAUAUAUAUCGAAAUCAUAUAUAUAUAUAUAUAUAUAUAUAUAUAUAUAUAUAUAUAUAUAUAUAUAUAUAUAUAUAUAUAUAUAUAUAUAUAUAUAUAUAUAUAUUAAAACGCUAUUUAGAAUUUUGCAGAAAAUAUGCAAGAACAAACAAAAUAGUUGUAGGGUAUGACAUCAGAACUUAUUAAUAAAAAAAAAGUGAAAAAUAAGCCUUAUCGAAUAUAAAUGUAAUGGUUUUCAAUUAAUUAAAUAUUUUUUCACAUUUUGCCACGAACAUAAAUGGGAGAGCAAUUUAAAACUUUUCAUUGCAACAGCAAUGUUCAAUUGAUCACUAGAAGUCUAGCUAAGGCUAAUAUUGUAUCCCAUUAUAAAGAUAAAAUUUAAGCUUUCGGAAAGAAGAUCGCUCAAAAUUAUACAAACAGAACUUACAACACGUAUGUCACCACUUUGCGCAAAUACAGGUACGCGUAGCGUACCUAUUUUUUGAAGCGUCAUGCGACAAGUUAAUUAACCAAGGACAAGCACUGCAGUUUAGUUUUUGUAUUGCAAACCAGGAUUAAGAUAUUAAUAGACAAAUUUGGCUAACGUUGUUGUUUGUGUUGUUACUCUGAGUGUGCACCAACACCGGGCAAGCUGAAAAGUUUGCCUGAUUUACAUCCUUGCGCCUUUUUACAGGGUGUAUCAAAAAUCCUGCAAACACUAUAAUUUGCAUAAUUCUGCUGCUGACUAGCAUUUCAAUGUCUGUGCUACUUAUUUUGCUCCUGGGAUUUGAAAAUACAUACACAAAGUUAUUUGCAAUGCAGAAAACUAAUUAUCAGUUCGACUGCGAAUGCAUGGGUCAACUAUUGUGUUUACGCAAAGGGUUUGCAGGUUUUCUUAUAUACCCUGUAGUUAAUAUUUUUCGUGUUUACUGGAGCAUAGAAUAGUACAAAAGUAACAUAAGCAUUACAGUUAUGUGUAAGAGUUAUUCACUCAUGUAGAUAAUAUAUUCUAAAGCUUAUUAUACUGUAUUUAUUUAUAAAAUAAUAUUGACCUUAUUAUACUGUAUUAUAAAUGUUAACAGUAACAAAUUGAAAUAUUUUGUAAAGCGCACAAUUUUCUGCUCUUGGGAUUUUAAAGCAGCUUCUUAAAACAGUUCAUUAUGCAUAAAAUUUACUUAGGUCAAGCUUUGAUGCACUUGUGGGUUCAGCAGAGUGCUGAAGCAGUCAAAUUCUAACAAUACGUUAUUUCAAUAGUUUGCAGUUUUUUUGGGACUCCCUAUAGAACAAUGAUAAUUAGGCAUGUGAGUUAUCUAAUGUUGUGAAUCAGAGGGAAUCAAAGAGAUCAUUUGCAUGUAAUUAGUAUUGUACAGGGUGUCCCCCCAAAAAAGUGACACUAUAGAAAUUAUCUCAUUGUUCUUAAGCCGCUCUUAAACGCGCGUGAUUACACGCCUGGGAAUUUAAUGAACUUGUAUUUACAUUUAAGCAUUUUAAAACGUUUUCGCUUUGUCCAAAUAUUUUAACGCCCGAGUCAAGCAAAACGAUUACACUAAAUCAAAUAAACGGCUUGCUUUUUUAUUUUAAAUUCCAGAAGCAGAAGUUUAUGCACCUGUGGGAUCAACUUAGUGCUAGGGCAUUCAAAUUAUAACAAUGAGAUAAUUUCUAUAGUGUCACUUUUUUUUGGGACACCCUGUAUUUGUUGAUGGGAAAUUUUUCGUGCACGAAUUGUAGUGAUAUUGUUUAAAUAAUGAGUACACAUGAGGAUUUCAAAAUGCAAUGCAGUGUGAUUCAGUAUUCCAAAAAUUUCAUCAGGCAGCAAUUUACUUGCGAUAGUAACUUCUAGUUUAAACGUGCAACACAUUUUCUUGCUUAAUUCAAAUGUAGAUGGUGGAUUUAUCAACUCUGGGUUCUAACACAUGACGUCAUUCAUCACCCAGUCCAUAUUCCGGAUGGAGUACGCAGUGACUUAUUCAGUCUCAUUCACGUGGACGAUGUUGCUGACGUGAUCUCAAAAGCUGUUGCCAUGGAUACGAAUUCGAUCAAAAAUAGAGCGAUAAAUUUCGCACUGAAAGAGCACAUGGCUCUUCCAAGAGUAAUUAAAGAUAUUGCGUCAUACUAUGGAAUCGAUAAUGUACAUCACGAAGGCGACGAUAACUCUACAUGGUAUGUUUACCCGGCCGGAACAAAAGGCCCACUGGAUAUAUCUCUUGCCCAGGAAUUGCUGGACUGGGACCCAAUGCCCUGGAAACAGGCUGUCGAGAAAACGUGCGAGUUUUACCACAAUGCAAUGACGAAGGAGGAUUAUCUCAAGGAAAAAGAAACAGUUUUGGCUGACAUGCUUGACAAUAUUGUGCCUGAUGAAUAUUACGAUGCUUUCUUGCUCAAGUUAAAACAGCAGUUUGGCGAAACUGUUCUUAAGGGGAUAGAUUUGGAGGGUGGGAUUCCAAAAGGAGCACCGGAAAUAGACAGUGAGUACGUGCAAAGUGCUGCUGGUGAAAACGACAGUGAAAGAAUGGCGGAAGAAUUGUAGAGGACUUUACUGUAUUGAUUGAUAGUCUAAUAUAAGAUAAGAGAUAUAGGAUAGAAUCCGAAUUGGUAUGCUAUGCCCAGUGUUAAUACGGUUUUCCACUUCGCCCGUAUCGUAGCGAAACGUACUGGUGAGCAUGCGCAGAUGGAAAAAGGUUUAUAAAUCCACGUACUUCCGGGUGUAUUCGCGUAUCAGAAUAAAAAGUUCGUCGCAAGGCAACUUUUUGGCGUACUACGGAAGUACUAACCAAUCAACAGUCACGAAAUUUUGGAAUUUAAAAACGUUUUUGAUACGUUUCGGUACGGUACGCUUAAGUAGAAAACCGGCUUUACACGCAAGUGGGAAAACGGAGUUUUGAGUAGGCGCACCAAGCACGCAUGCCACGUAGUGGGUAGUAAACCAGGGAGAUUAACUCCACGUUUACACUAUACCACGGAUAGCUUUCCUUAGCGGCGCAAAAAAGCACCUGUCCUGUACGAUACGAAAUGUACAAUUUUGAGAAGCUGAGCGCGAAACAACAUCUCUCCGUUGCAAUACUUCAUUUGAAAAUAGCGUUCCUAAAAGGUACGGAUAGGUGUUUUUUUUUCACCUCGCUACGGAAAGCUAUCAGGUAUAGUGUAAACGUAGCCUAAUAUAGUCGAAUAUAGAACUUUCAAGUAAUGAAACAAACGGGGGGGAGGGAGAAUAAUAUACAGUGUGCGCUGGAUGAAGGUCAAUGAAUAUAAUGGUUGUAAGGGACCGCUCAUUAUUUAUCAGUGUACAGGGGGGGGGGGACUAAUGAGAAACUCUACAGUUAUAAUAUUUUUUCGUUGCCCCCCUCUUAAGACAAGUAGAAUUUCCAAAGCCCCCUCCAACAUCCAAAACAAGAACAUAAAUUUUGAUGCCCCCCCUGACUCUAGCUCUUUAUUUAGAGAAACAAGGGGGAUAAUGGGGACUAAUAGACAGCUCCCAUUAUAGACUAAUUUUUAUCUUAGCAAAAAAAUUAUAUUCCCGGAAAGAGCUUACUAAAAUUAGUAAAAUUGAAAAUUUUGGUUAUGAAAUGUUGUAAAAUGUGGAAAAAGUAUAGCCUUCCAAAGUUUGCAAAUUUUGUAUACUUUUGUAUUGCGUGCGGUCGGUAGCAAUUUCCGCUUGCAAUACAAAGGUAUACCAAACUUGCAAACUUUGCAAGGCUAUAUUUUCCAUAUUCUAGAAUAUUUCACAACUAAACUUUGCAAUUUUACUCAUUUUAGUAAGCUCUUUCUAGCUGUGGUGAUUCAUUUGCAUCUCUUUGCCUAGAGUAAAAUUAAAUUAGUCUAUAAUGGGAAUUGUCUAUUUGCAUGAACAUAAGAGACUAUUUAUUUUUUUCAUUUUGUUUUAUUUAUUUGGCUUCCAUUUAUGAUAUUAAUAUUAAAG